AUGGUGCACAGUUUCGACAACACCUUUCGCGUGAUGAGCAGGAAGGAACUGGAGGCUGGAGUCCCCAUCGAAGGAGUCGCUGUGGUUUUUGCCGCUCAGAUUUUCAACGACAAGUGCAUGACCAUCGUGGUUCGAUGGUUGUUUCGUGGCAGCUCCAUUGUUGUUCCCCAGUGGUUCCACUGCAAACCCUUCUCCAACGGCUUGCACAAGCCUGCUCUGGGGCAGAUCUUCGACACCACCUGGGGCGCAAAGUUUUCUCGUCCAAAGACCCGCGCUUCGCGUCCUCGCCGUCUUUUUCUUUCGGGAGCCGCAGCAGCAAUGAGCAUCUUGGUGAGAUGGGAUCCCGCCGCUCAACACUUUGGCCUCCAAUCGAAGUUUCUUCUGCUGGAGCACUCAGCAGUUCAGACAAAUGUAAAACAGGGACGCAUCGAUGUCAAGAUGGGGAGACCCUUUUAG
Molecule: messenger RNA, 456 nt
Organism: Cladocopium goreaui
Lineage: Eukaryota; Dinophyceae; Suessiales; Symbiodiniaceae
Source: the annotation of a GenBank genome assembly